Xenopus tropicalis (tropical clawed frog) is the source of this 2079-nucleotide messenger RNA. RefSeq names its product cyclic AMP receptor-like protein A. Gene Ontology annotation, cellular component: membrane. The transcript has 13 exons. NCBI's taxonomy places the organism in Eukaryota, Metazoa, Chordata, Amphibia, Anura, Pipidae. The record is from RefSeq and is a predicted model, not a curated record. Gene Ontology annotation, molecular function: transmembrane signaling receptor activity. The coding region runs from base 792 to 1778 and encodes 328 amino acids. Gene Ontology annotation, biological process: signal transduction; cell surface receptor signaling pathway.
AGCUUUUCCUCGCAUAGCUUUCCCUCACACAGCUUUCUCUAACAUAGCUUUCCCUCACACAGCUUUCCCUCACACAGCUUUCUCUAACAUAGCUUUCCCUCACACAGCUUUCUCUCACAUAGCUUUCUCUCACACAGCUUUCUCUAACAUAGCUUUCUCUCACACAGCUUUCUCUAACAUAGCUUUCCCUCACACAGCUUUCCCUCACACAGCUUUCUCUAACAUAGCUUUCCCUCACACAGCUUUCUCUAGCAUAGCUUUCCCUCACACAGCUUUCUCUAACAUAGCUUUCCCUCACACAGCUUUCCCUCACACAGCUUUCUCUAACAUAGCUUUCCCUCACACAGCUUUCUCUCACAUAGCUUUCUCUCACACAGCUUUCUCUAACAUAGCUUUCUCUCACACAGCUUUCUCUAACAUAGCUUUCCCUCACACAGCUUUCCCUCACACAGCUUUCUCUAACAUAGCUUUCCCUCACACAGCUUUCUCUAGCAUAGCUUUCCCUCACACAGCUUUCUCUAGCAUAGCUUUCCCUCACACAGCUUUCUCUAACAUAGCUUUCCCUCACACAGCUUUCUCUAACAUAGCUUUCCCUCACACAGCUUUCCUCACAGAGCCCCUACAGAUUAGCCCCUGAAAAACGAGUGUUCUGCAGAGCAAGUGAGUUCCGGCUAGAAGCGGAAGUCCUGUGAGGAGGAGCCGUGAGUGCGGUGUGACGGAGGGGGGCGCGUAACAGGAUACAGCAGCAGUGCCUGUCACCCGAUUGCCUUAUACUAAAGUUGCUGCACAGCAUGGAGAGGGAUUUUACCAAGGCGACAAUUAUUACAGUAAAAAGACUUACAGCUACAUUCUCAUUAAUUGGAUGUUUCUGUAUGCUUCUGAUUAUCUGGCUUUUUAGAAAGUACAAUUCUCUGGCACAGAGGAUGAUUCUGAGCUUGUCUUUGGCUGCUUUAUUUGACAGCAUUGCUUACGUCAUGGGGGAAGUUUUACCAGAUGGGGUUCUUUGCAAUUUUCAAGCCUGGUGGCUGACAUUUUUUGACUGGUGUGCGCUUGCAUGGGUGUGCUGCAUUACACUGAACCUCUACUUGAAUGUAGUCAAAGAAAUGAGAACAGAGCGUUUUGAGUUAACAUACCAUUUUGUUGCCUGGGGAGUAUCAUUUCUACUUUCAUGUUUGCCGCUUUUUGGGGACUAUUAUGGGCCAGCUGGAGCCUGGUGCUGGAUUACAGAUGAGCAUGUUGCUUGGAGAUUUGUUAUAUGGUAUAUUCCAUUGUUCACCUUGAUAUUUCUGAUGAUGCUAUGCUAUCUUCGGAUAAUCUAUGUUGCAAAGCAAAGGGUAAUAACCUGGUCUGGAACAUAUGAACCAAGCAGGGAAAGGCGCAAGGUGGUGAUGGCAGAAGAGAUAAAACAUCUUAAAUGGUACCCAUGCGUCUAUCUUGCAGUAUCACUCUUUCCCCUUUUAAACAGGAUACAUAAUGCCAUUUUUCCAAGUGAGACAGUUUUCAUACUCACAUUAUUGCAUGUUAUUAGUGCGCCACUUCAUGGAUUGGCCAAUGCGUUUGUUUUUGGGCUAGAUAAAGAAACAUGGGACCAGUUGAAUUUAACUUCAAUACAGCUAGCUUUCCAAUCCAGAUUCUGUGACAGCACAAGGAUAAGGGAAUAUCAGCCAGCAAAUGUGCACUACAUGGCUCAGAUAGACGAGGAAGAUUCCGAGGCUUGUGACGACGAAACUGUGCUGUUUUCCAUGCCAUCCAUUACAUUAAGGGACAAAGGACCCUGAACAAUCUGUCUGAGCAAAUCCUAAAGGUUAAAAGAAAGUGGCAAUCCUCCCCGGAAACGCAGCGCUUCGAAGGGAGAAGGAAGGGAAAAGACAUCCUCGGAAUGCCUGAUUAAGGAGCUGUCAUCCUUUAUUAUUAAUACCUAGCUGUUAAUAUUUAAUGCUGCAGAACUGGAGCGCCUAACUGCAGCACAGACAUGAGACAUGAUGGGGUCAUGCUAACUAGAAAUCUCUGGAUAUUAAUUAAACUUGGUGGCCUGACAAAUCAUGCCAGAAAAUGCUCAGGGACAAAUACAUGACGUGU